Lasiodiplodia theobromae is the source of this 2415-nucleotide messenger RNA. RefSeq names its product C6 transcription factor. Bases 1 to 2415 code for a protein of 804 amino acids. Gene Ontology annotation, molecular function: zinc ion binding; DNA-binding transcription factor activity, RNA polymerase II-specific; DNA binding. The record is from RefSeq and is a predicted model, not a curated record. The transcript is spliced from 4 exons. NCBI's taxonomy places the organism in Eukaryota, Fungi, Ascomycota, Dothideomycetes, Botryosphaeriales, Botryosphaeriaceae. Gene Ontology annotation, biological process: DNA-templated transcription; regulation of DNA-templated transcription.
AUGGCAGUCAACAAAGUCGAACCUGAGACAUUCUGGGUCAAGCCCACGCCGCACUCACCCAACUCGGCGCUCCCGGUCGUGGUUUACCGGAAGGCCCUUUCGGACACAAGCCCCGAAAACAUUCUCACCUCGAUCGAGAGGAAUGGCUGGCUGAAGGGCGGACACUGGAAGACGUUCAAGGUCCCUCACUUCCAUUCCAACACUCACGAGUGCUAUGGCAUCGUUCGCGGCAGCAGCAUCUAUCAGCUCGGGAAAUCGCCUCUCGAUGCGGAUGUCGACGAGGAGGGAAAUGUCACUGGCAAGACAUUUUUCGCACAGGCGGGCGACAUCUUUGUAUUGCCGGCCGGCAUCAGUCACUGUUCGAUUGAGUCUGAAGGUGAAUAUGAGUACAUUGGAUUGUAUCCUGAGGGUGAUUUGGUUGAUGGUUCAAGGUGGGACAUUAAUUGGGCGAAAGACACGCCGGAAAAGACAAGCCAACCAUGCGGCAACUGCGUGCGCAUGCACACGGACUGCGUCUACCUUCCCACGCCGCCCCGGCAGCGGCGGAGUCAGUCGCGGCGGCAGAGGGAGAUGCUCGAAAGGCUACGGAAGCUGGAAGGGAUGGUGGCGGGCAUGGACGUGGCUGGACAGGGCGAGCGUCCGCAAGCUCUGGAUCAAGCACACAGCGCGUCAUUGUCGUCGUCGCCGCCGGGCAACAGUAACUUCGGCGGCAGUCCCAGCCCCAGCCUUGAGGGCAUCGAUGCUAUCGGCCAACUCAGCGAGAGCUUCGGGCGGUUGGAAGUGCGUGAGGGUAGGUCCAUGUGGUUUAGCAACGGCUUGAUGGCUAGAUUCCAUGCCGAGGUACGCAAUAUCCCCUUCCUCCAGCUUUGGGAAUGCCUCAUAACCGCCGUCGUCCAGGCCGGUGAGCGACGCAAUAUGACUGUGGAGAGCUGCAAUGACGGAGACGAGCCGUCAAGUGUCUUCUGGCGCACGGACCAGCAGGCCUUCGACCCUCUAAUCUACCUCCCGCCGCGCCGACAGCUUCCGUGGUACUGGGACAAGUUUGUCGAGCGCGUUGACCCAUUAUUCAAGAUACUCCACGUGCCAACGGCUGCCCCGUCCUUCUUGGAGUUUGAUGCUGAGAGCUCGCCCAUCACCAUGUGGCCUCUAUUCUUCGCCAUCUGCUACUGUGUGGUGUGCAGCCUGCGGCCCGACGAAUGCGCUGCCGAGCUGGGCGACGACCGCCACGUCCUGAUACUCAAGUAUAAGACUGCCCUGCAGCGGGCUCUCAGCACCGCCCGGUUUCUAGCGACGCAAGAGCUUAGCGUGAUGCAGGCGCUGGUCUUGCUGCUUAGCUACGUGCAAGGACGUGAAGCCGAGGAGCUGUGGACGCUGUCGGGGCUGACGAUCCGCAUUGCCCAGCACAUGGGCCUCCACCGCGAAGGCGAAGCCAACGGCCUUCUCUCGCCAUUUACUGCCGAGAUGCGCCGCCGCGUGUGGUGGCAGAUAUGCGUGCUUGACGUGCAGAUCUCCGAGGCCCGCGGCGCCGAGUCGUUUCUGUUUGACCUCUUCUUCGACACGCGCAUGCCGCUGCACGUGCGCGAUGCUGACCUGGACCUGGACAUGACUGUGCUUCCAGAGCCGCGCAAGGGCUGCACCGAGAUGACCUGGAGUUUGGUCAUGUUCGAGGCGUUCGACAUCAUGCACCGCAUCGCUCGCAUGCCACCUGGGAAGAUGCAUCAAAAGUCAGUCCUCAUCGCCGACUUUGCAACCAGGGUCGAGGAGCAGUACUUGGUAGCAAAUGGCACAAAGCCAUCUCCGUUACUGCGCAGCACCCGCGCCAUGUUCCACUUCCUCCAUAGCAAACUUUUACUUCUGCUCCAUCGCCCAUUUCGAGCUCAACCUCUUUCACAAGACGUCAAGGACACCGUGUUUCAAGUCUGUCUGGAGGCACUCGAGUCGUGGUACUCCAUGGCCACCGAUACUACCGUUGGUGGGCGCAGCCCAGGUUUUAGAUCAAACUCACUGUUGCAGCCACUGGUACUUGUGCUCGCGCAGCUGUGCGAGGGCAGGAAGGACAAGCUUGCUGAGAGAGCAUGGCCUGUUGUCAUGGCCGCUCAGCUGCCAUCCAGAGAUGGUUCCCUGCAGCCCCGCAUGCGCAGACUCAUUGACCCGGUACAGGGUCUCUUGGACCGCGCAAGGAAGACCAGGGAGUUGCAGUUGCAGCGGCUUUGCCUGGGGGACCCUAACUCUUCUUCAAUCGGCCAAGAGGACCACUCGUUGGCAGGUCUUGUGCCUUCAUCUAAUGCGUUGGAUGGCGCUGCCACACAGCUCCCGACUGACCUCGCCGCCUGGGCUGACGAGCUUCCCGGGCUCUGUUUUCCAGAUGAUGUGAUGUGGCUAGACUUUCAGGGGUUCGCGCAUCCACCAAGUUGA